Fomitiporia mediterranea MF3/22 is the source of this 282-nucleotide messenger RNA. RefSeq lists its product as uncharacterized. The transcript has 2 exons. Bases 1 to 282 code for a protein of 93 amino acids. The record is from RefSeq and is a predicted model, not a curated record. NCBI's taxonomy places the organism in Eukaryota, Fungi, Basidiomycota, Agaricomycetes, Hymenochaetales, Hymenochaetaceae.
AUGCGUAUACGUGGGAAAUUUUACGCGCGUAAGCGUAUACGCUACGCGCGGAGCACUAGUCGAUCGUCAAGUCCCGACGACCAAUCUGCGAGUAGCUCUGCACCUCUACAUCCCACUCCAGACCAUGGCUUUCUGUACAUCGGAUUUUUUUCCUUGUCGUUCCUUGCUUGCAUCUAUACCACAUCGGUGCCAAAUUCCGCAUCCGCAAAUGCAUACGCACAGCAAGGGAGUCCGCAGCUGACCGUACAUGAAGAGGCCACAAUCCGAUUCCUGAGUAUGUAA